Messenger RNA from Cottoperca gobio, 5853 nucleotides. RefSeq names its product FCH and mu domain containing endocytic adaptor 2 (gene fcho2). Gene Ontology annotation, biological process: clathrin coat assembly; synaptic vesicle endocytosis; clathrin-dependent endocytosis. The transcript is spliced from 30 exons. Gene Ontology annotation, cellular component: plasma membrane; clathrin-coated vesicle; clathrin-coated pit. Lineage: Eukaryota; Metazoa; Chordata; Actinopteri; Perciformes; Bovichtidae. The record is from RefSeq and is a predicted model, not a curated record. Bases 137 to 3331 code for a protein of 1064 amino acids.
GGGAGAAGAAAGGGGAGAGGAGGAAAACGGGGAAAGCCAGAUACAACAGAAACGGGGGGAGGACGGCGGAUGAUUUACGCUUUAAAAGUUUCCUUACAACACAUUUCAGAGUUGCGGCGAAGAGGAAUAAAACAAGAUGAUAACGCCCUACUUCCUAGAGAAUUUCUGGGGUGACAAAAACAAUGGCUUUGACGUGCUCUACCAUAACAUGAAGCAUGGCCAGAUAUCCUCCAAGGAGCUGACAGACUUCAUCAGAGAACGGAGUACUAUUGAAGAGGCCUAUGCCAGGUCUAUGACCAAACUUGCCAAGUCAGCUGGCAACUUCUCUCAGCUUGGGACUUUCGCUCCGGUGUGGGAUGUGUUCAAGACCUCAACAGAGAAGCUUGCCAGCUGUCACAUGGAGCUGGUGAGGAAACUACAGGAACUUAUAAAAGAGGUUCAGAAGUACGUGGACGAGCAGGCCAAAGCACACAAAAAGACAAAAGAAGAGGUGGCAUCCACCCUGGACGCUGUGCAGAACAUCCAGACCACCUCUCAGGCUCUGCAGAAGUCCAAGGAGAUCUACAAUGCCAAAACUGUGGAGCAGGAGCGCCUCCGCAAAGAGGGGGCCACCCAGAGAGAUGUGGACAAGGCUGGAGUGAAAGCCAAAAAAGCCACGGAGACCUACAAGUCGUAUGUGGAGAAAUAUGCCGCAGCCAAGUCGGAGUUUGAACAGAAGAUGACAGAAACUGCACAGAAAUUCCAAGACAUCGAAGAAAAGCACAUUCUCCACAUGAAGGAGAUCAUUCAGUCAUACUCGCAGUCCAUCGACGAAACACACAUUCAAAUAGGAGAGGUCCACAAUGAAUUUGUGAGGAACAUUGAGAACACCUCAGUGGAGAGUUUGAUACACAAACUGGCCGAGAGCAAAGGAACGGGCAAGGAGAGACCAGGACUCAUUGAGUUUGAGGAGUGCAAUGCAGCGAUCGCUACUGAAGGUGCCAAACCAAGAAAGAGAAAACCUUUCGGCAUCCCCGGCCGCAGGAAAGACAAGGACACAGACUCCACGGAGUCGACAGAAGUGGAAGCUGCUAACACUGCCAAUGGGGCUCCCCCUGGAUACUACGGGGCCAUAGACAUCCAGAAUGCUAACGUUCCGCAGGUUGAUGCCGAGGGCUUCUGCAUCCGACCGGAAGCAAAUGAAAACGAUGCCAAAGAGAAUUCCUUCUAUUCGUCCAGCGACACGGAGGAUGACGAUGAACCCAGGAAGUUCCACGUAGAGAUCAAGCCCGUUCAGCCAAACAACGGCCCGCCCCAGAGCCGAGCCACCAUCGACGAGCUCAAAGCCUCGAUUGGAAACAUCAUCCUGUCACCCUCGACCUCGGGACAGAUGCGGAGGAACCAGUCCAGUGAUGAGCUGGCAAAAACCAGAGUGCCAACGCCUUAUGAGCUGACGAACAACGACCUUCUGUCUCUGGACCCGUUCGGCCCGACUCUCGCAGCAGGCUCCUCUUCCUCUGUGUCCUCAUCGACAGACCUUGCCUCUAUCUUCCUUUCAAUCCCUCCAUCUCCAUCUUUUGCGAUGAAUGACUCAGAGGUCUUUCCGCCCGAGGCAUCAGCUGAGGCGGUGACACAGCGGGAGCGCUCUCCUCCGCUGGCCGAGAGCCAGCAAGCCAAAGAUGUCUCCUCUUACUCCUCGUCCACAUCCUCUCCCUGGGACUCGCCAGAAAACCCUUUCCAAGCACUCAAGCCCGUACCGGCGAGGGCCCAAAGCGCCCCCAUCACCCUGCCGACCGAGCCAAUCGACCCCAUCCAAAGCCCUCCAAAGAGCGUCGACGCCUUCUCCUCCGUCACCUGGUCCCAGAGCCAGUGGAUCGACUUCAGUGAUCAUUUUGCUCCGGCUCGCCGUCAGGGCUCAGGGUUGUCUGUGAUGGAGCUCCAGAGGCCUCAGGCCGCCACCGGCAGGUCGAGUCGCUGCCUCUCUGACGACUCUGCUGACGCUUACUGCAAAGCAGCGGGCAGCGGAGAAGAGUCCUGGGUCUCUGAGGUCUUCCCAGGAGUCACAGAUAGGGCGAUGGCAGCCGCUCCAUCAAGUAAAAUAUUCAAUGUGCCAGUACCAAAUAGACCGACGACCCCGCUUACAGCUGGAGCCCUCGUGCCCCCCCCACGACCCUCUUCCAGGCCCAAACUACCCACCGGAAAGCUCACAGGGAUCAAUGAGAUCGUACGGCCGUUCAGCCCACCCAAGACCUCGAACGCCAGCCCUCCUCCAGCUGCACCACUCGCCCGGGCAGAGAGCUCUUCCUCCUUGUCCUCGAACGCCUCGCUCAGUGCCGGCAACACCCCCACUGUUGGAGCCCUCCACACCUUUGCUCUCCCCCUCUCCUCCCCAGAGCCAGAGCUGCUCUUCCUCUCUCCUUUCUUUCCUCUAAGCCAAAAGGAUGAUGUGUUCAUAGCCAAGCUGCCUACCUUUGAGAAGCGGUGUGAAACACCAGCAGGGACGUCUCGCGGUCCCAGCCCUGUGACCCUGGCGUCCCAAGAUGCUUUGCCCAUUGCAGUGGCCUUCACAGAAUCGGUUAAUGCUUACUUCAAAGGAGCUGAUCCCUCUAAGUGCAUUGUGAAGAUCACAGGAGACAUGACUUUGUCGUUCCCCAUGGGCAUCAUCAAGGUGUUCACCACCAACCCCUCCCCGGCCGUGCUCACCUUCAAACUGAAGAACACCAGCACGUUGGAGCAGAUCCUCCCCAACCAGCAGCUUCUAUACAGUGAUCCUUCCCAAAGUGACUCAAACUCCAAGGACUUCUGGUUCAACAUGCAAGCGCUGACGUCCUACCUCAGGAAAGCCUCCGAUCAGAAUCCUACAGCGUCCUAUUAUAAUGUGGACAUCCUGAAAUACCAGGUGCAGUCUGAUGGGAUCCAUUCAACCCCCCUCAACCUGGCCGUGUACUGGAAGUGCACACCGAGCACAUCAGACCUGCGGGUAGACUACCGAUACAACCCAGAGUCCAUGGCCUCCCCUGGUCUGCUCUCCAACGUACAGAUCUUAGUGCCAGUUGACGGAGGAGUCACCAACAUGCAGUCUCUGCCCAACUCCAUCUGGAAUUCAGAGCAGAAUAAGUGUCUGUGGAAGCUGAGUGACAUCUCAGAAAAGUCUGAAAAUGAAGGCGCCGGGUCUCUGAGGGCCAAGUUUGAUCUGUCCGAUGGUCCAUCGAGCUCCUCCACGCUGGCAGUGCAGUUCAUGAGUGAGGGGAGCACCCUGUCAGGGGUGGACAUGGAGCUGCUGGGGCCUGGAUACAGACUUUCACUCAACAAAAAGAGAUUUGCCACAGGACGUUAUAUGGCAGAUUGCUGAGGCGACGCUCUGCUUCUCAAGAAAUUAAAUCCUAAAGGCUUCCUGAACCUCUGGAUCCAUCUGAGCUUUUGCCCGGGAGGCGAGAAUCUCACUACAAUAAAACGGCACUGAGUAUUGAACACUGUUUAAAAAAAAAAAAAAAAAAGAAUAAAAGAAGACGAGUUUUCAGGAAAUGUGUAGAUAUGAAAUCUAAUAAUGCUUUCGUAUCAAUUCACUUUUGUAUAGUCCGAAACAAUUUAUGAAUUAGAUAUAAAUCUAUAUUGUAUUUGAAAUCAGAAAAGAAAAGUGCACUAACAAUCUUUCAAAUGCUCUUCUUCCUCUUAUAUUCAUUGUUCAAGAGCCUAUAAGGAAUAUAAAACAAAAGCGUGUCUGCGCGGAGGAGAAGAAUACUCCCCUCCCUCCCUCCCCCUCUCUCUCUCUCUCUCUCUCUCUCUGAACUGUAAAUAUUAACACUGAUUAUUCUGCUCGACCAGCUCUGACUCAAAUCUUCUGUUUACUGAUCUUCCUCUUUUCCUCCUCAUGAUUUUUCAUCACAUGCAAAGAAGGUUUAAUCUGUACUCACACACUUACAAUAAGGCACAAGCUUAAAAAUAACAUUGAAGUGCUUUCAAACAAAUGCAAAAAGAAAUCUGACCUCAGUGCCGCUUCUGCUGUGGAUCAACAGGCAACACCAGUGUGUCGACGUUUCCAGAUUUAAGCUACAUUUCUCUGGAUAAAAUGCAAGAAGUGCUUUGUUUUUUUGAAACAAUCACCCCUCAUGUGAUCAGUGUGGUCUUUUUAGAAUUGAACUUUUUUCCCUUGUAAAUUCCCCCCUUUCAGUCAUGCUUUGUAUUUAAAAAAAAAUACAUUUAAGCCCUUAAUGUUUAUACUUUAUAAAAAGAAAUUCAGCAAUCUUGACUGUAAAACAUUGCGUCAAAUGUUUAAAAAAAAAAGAAAGAAUCAAGGGACAUUACCCCAAUUAACUUGCAGCUUUUUCCUAUCACACUUGUGUGCCCUAUUAAUGGAGAAAUGUGCCUGAAUCUAAGUUUCCUCUCAUGUUUCUCUGUCUGCUACAGCACAGUGGAUGAGAAGAGCACCAACAAUGUGCCAGUUGUGUUUUUUAUUUUACACCUUUUUUUAUUUGGAUGUCGAAGGGAAAAUAUCUCCUCUUUUUACAACCCGACUGUCUUCCAGAAAAGUCAUUUUUGCCUUCUGUGAUUUGAGUUUGAUCAUCAAACUCUUUUAUACUUUUUAUCUUUUUCUACUCGACGCUCGUCAGUUGACCUUAACCCCCCCCCCCCCCCCCCCCUCGUACGCUCGCUGUGCAGAACACAAUGUAAGUGAGCAGUAGCACAAUAAGGCCAAGUUAAUGAUCCAAAUGCCUUAUCACAACUACCCGACACUGAGUAAUCCAGUGUCGUUGUGCCACAGUACUGCCAUUGCCCUGUGAUAGAUUACUGGCCUGUCCUGCCUCUCACCCAGUGCAUGCUGGGAUACGCCUCUUGCAACUCUAAACAGCACAAGCAGGUAUAGAAAAAUGGAUGGAUUGGUGCUUCAUUCCUGUCUUUUACUAAUGAAGGUUGCUGCUGUAGAGGCUGUUGUGCUUCUUGAUGGAGUAUUUUUUAUGUUUUUCAUUGACCUCGACCAUGUGAUGGUUCUUUAAUCGGUCGAUGUGCUGGUAUGUGACGUGUCUGGAGAUGUAGGUAGUUGCCUGGAAGCUGUGAUUGAAACUUUUUUAGUGCAGGAGUUCCUUACACUGUGCACAAUGUGGCCAUGUGACCUCUCAGAAAAGAUUUUAGGAAAUAACUUUUUACACCAGGCUUAUUUUUUACUGUCUGCUGUGCUAUAGAAAUGGCUCGAUGUAGUUUUUAACUACCUGUUCUGCUGGUGAUUUAAACUCAUAUCCCAUACUUGAUUCAUCCAAUGUCUCACUUGAUCAUUUAUCCGAUUUCAUUCAUCAUAUCAUCGCCAGUUUUUAAUGUUUUGUAUGAUUCUGGUUUAAGACUCAAGCCUUUGAUAAUAAACAAGAGAAUUAAAUGGUUUUAAAUCCAUUUAAGUUGUAUCUGUUGAACUUAAACUUUGUAUGUCACUCUGAACUUUAACCAGCCAAAUGUUUGAAGGUGUUUGAAAUGAACGAGUUUACGUAAAAAUCCUAAAAUUGUAGCACCGGACAUUUGUACAGUGAAAAAUCAACAUGUAGCUCUGAGUUUUCUCUUUAUUAAUUAUAUCAGUGCUUUUGGUCAGAUACACAGAUUCUGUAAUUGUUCUCAGUAUUAGCAAGCUGGUUCUUGCUCUCCCUACAAAACGUACAAGAUAAGCUGAAGAGGCUCCUUCUUUUCGAUCCUUUCACACCCUUUUCCUUCUUUAUAUGUUGUAUCGAACAGAGUUUAAAGAGAGCAAUAUUGUGUAAAUGAUUCUCAUAAAUUGUACAUUUUUACCAAUAUCUCAGCCACUUUGUGUCUCUGCUUUAUGAUUUCUCAUUGUGCCUGUAUUAAAUGUGUAAUAUAUGAAUAUAUACAAAUAUAUUAAAAUGACUAAGUGUG